UUUAGAAGGACGCGAAUAAUGUUAAAGCACUAAACUUAAAACCUAAUCAAUCAAUUACGCAAUUUCAUGACAAUACUUGCACAUCGGUCUGAAAAUUCGAUGAAAUUUUGCUACCAGGAAAUUUCCAAACCUACGGAUUUCAUUGGAAAAAGAUUACAUGGAUUGAAUGCAUGGGAAAUCACAUGAGAUUAUAUUAAUGAAUAAUUGUUCAAAUACUUCAAUCCCGUAUAAAAACGGGCAACUUGCCACCAAAUAAAUUAGUACAACACAUGUAAUCAUCCAUAAAACUAAAAAUGAAUUUACCACGAAUUACGAUCGUCAUGGUGUUCCUUACCGGGGCGUAUUCCGCCCCGAAAUCCGAAUUUUUACGCACGGUCAUUUCAUCUAACGAGGGCGAAAUUCAGUUAAACCUUCGAAAACCGGAGACCCCAAUUUUCCAGGAUAACUUCAAGGUCAUUUUGUCAACCCGAAGUGAAUCUGGUGAAACAAUUCUGCUUGAUGGAACACCAUCGAAGGAAAUAAUUUCUCAACUUGACGACCAAAUCCAUAUUGAUCCGGACUCAAAUGCCGUUGUCAGAUUGACUACGGUGAACGGACAGACGCAACUGUUUGGACAUAUCAACAAUCGCAUGAUUUCUUAUCACGAUGGUGAAAAUAUCCACAAAUUAGUAGAGGAGAGUCUGUCCGAGGAGGCGUCUGACUACCUGGAAAUUCCUGAGGAAAUCAGACUCGCACAUCCACCCAUCACCGCAAAUAGAUCCACCGACGCUGUCGUCACCGUAGAAUUGCUGAUCGUAGUCGACAAUAUGCUAACUUUACUCUUGGGUGGAGAUGUUAACAGGAUUUUAGAGUAUUACGCCAUAGCUGUGAGAAGCGUUAACAACCGAUAUGCAACUAGCUUAGAUCCCAGGGUUACCGUUAAGCUCGUUGGAAUUGUAGCAAUUCAGAACAUUGCAAAUCAACCAUUCAUCGAAAACCAUCGUGGACCUGAUGGUAACUACGACCCUAACGGUAUUCUACCCGACUUUGGGAGAUAUCUGGUCACAAACGGGAGUGCCUUCCCUCCCCACGAUUUGGGAGCAUUGCUUACCGGUGUUAGCAUGGGGAACAUUGCGGGACUGGCUUAUCGCGGUGGAGCGUGUCGGGAAACGGUGAGGGCUUCAAUAACUCUAGAUGCAGGAGCAGUAUUUCGUGGCGUUGGGACUUUAACCCACGAAAUGGGACAUAACUUGGGCUCGGCGCAUGACGGCGAUGCCGUGGCAGGUACGGAUUCGUGUCCAAAUGAGGACCGUUACCUGAUGAGCACAACGGGAGGAUUUGGUCCAAAUGGAUAUUACUUUUCAACUUGUAGCAAGGCAAUGAUGAACACAUUUUUUGGAACUACGAAUGCCAACUGUCUCUAUUCUCAAGAGUCUCCAACCUGGCACACACCGUCGCCCCUCUUACCAGGCGAUUUGAUAAAUUUGGACGAUUUCUGCCGGGCUUAUCGCCCCGAAUCAUACGUUUCGGAUACCCACACCCCUGACGAGCUGUGUCAAAAUGUGCGAUGCAAAUAUCGUGCUCCGUGUCCUGCACCGGACGAAAAUUUUACCUGUGUCUGGACUGUGACGCUGAAUCGGAUGGCACCAGAUGGCGUUUCCUGUGGGACAGGCGGGAGAUGUACCCUGGGCACGUGCCAAAACUGAUAUCCUUUUAAAACAAAUAAGCUGAAAACAAAACACAUAUUUUAAUGGAGUGGAUAGAAGAGAGUGAACAACACCUUAGUACUAAAUAAAUAACAAAAUUUAAUUGUGAACCU
Folsomia candida is the source of this 1798-nucleotide messenger RNA. Its product is annotated as zinc metalloproteinase/disintegrin. The coding region runs from base 294 to 1685 and encodes 463 amino acids. The record is from RefSeq and is a predicted model, not a curated record. Gene Ontology annotation, molecular function: metalloendopeptidase activity. Lineage: Eukaryota; Metazoa; Arthropoda; Collembola; Entomobryomorpha; Isotomidae. The transcript is spliced from 8 exons. Gene Ontology annotation, biological process: proteolysis.